GCUGACGGAGCUGCCGAAACGCCGGCGAUGGGGGCGAUGGGACGGAGAUCGCUGCAGCCUCCGGCCGCCAGCCGGAGCUUUUCCCGGAGGAAGCGAGAUGAGGAGACACCUUCCUACCUGAAGUGGGUGACUUUUGAAGGCAAGCUGCCCGACGAUGCCGUCUCCAACUGGAACGACUACGCCAAGAGGAUGGAGUACGUCUGCUCCACUUCGGUGCUCGGUUGCGACACCGGUGCCUACGUCCCCGACCGAGGUCCCUUCUGCUUCUUCCCGUAUGGAGAACGGGAGCGGAGCACCCGCCACUUCAAGGUGUUGGUCAACGUGGGAAACUUCGAGAUGCUGGAUUGGGUGGACGACUCCUUCGGCAGCGUGCCCGAAAACGCCGUGGCGGGCUGCCCGUUCUUUGAUACCUUUGUUGGGAGGAACCGCUACGGCUUGGGGAAGAUCUCCAAAGAGCAGAGGGCUGCCUUUGUGGUGGUGGAUGGUGAGGAGGUUUGGUACAAGUGGUACCAAGUCUUGGUGGUCAAGAAGGGCCUGGCAGACGUCACCAUCUCCCACGUCCGCUACAACAUGAGCAGGGCAGUGGAAGGCGGGGAGGACGUCACCCUGAUGAAGACCACGGUGAGGAACGAGGGUUGUCAACGGGUGCGGAAAGCUGUCACCUUGGAGGAGGUCACCGAGACGGAGCACAACUGGGGGACGGACCGGAGGGUCUUCGCCACCGUCCACGGGGUGUUGCAAGCCGCCCACUUGACCUUCAGUGGGACGGGCUGGGACGUCACCAACGUCACCAACAUCCCCUGGGUGGGGGGAGCCAGCACCAGCGAGUACGUCGUCCACAUCCGCGUGGUAGAAGAGGAGCUGCAGCCCUGGACGACGUGCGCGGUGGCCCUGGAGGGACGCCGGCUGGACAUCCGCGUCCCCUUCACCGCGCAGCUGACCCGCGAUUUUGGCGACGGUCAACCGCACCGCGUGGCCGUGACGGGGUGGGCUCAUAGCCGGGUGGUGGUGGGCGUCCGAGCUGGCGUCAAGGAGUGCCAACCCAUCGAUGACGCCCCACCAUGCUGGGUGUAG
This is a messenger RNA of Balearica regulorum gibbericeps (East African grey crowned-crane), 1074 nucleotides long. NCBI's taxonomy places the organism in Eukaryota, Metazoa, Chordata, Aves, Gruiformes, Gruidae. The record is from RefSeq and is a predicted model, not a curated record.